UAACAGAGCUACAAUUUCUGGGUAGGAAGUUGAUUGGUAUUGAAAACAUUGAUAACAUGAUUCACUGUCACUUUAUAACGUAUGAAUUUUCCUUUGCAAGAACAGCUAGCAAAUUGCUGUUAGGGACCCUUGCAUGUUUCUUACGCAGCAUGUCUGGUUUUCACUGUCACUAUAUUAAUAAAAUUACUUGCACGACACAAGCAGCAAUAUUUUUUCUUAAACGCCUUGUGCGAUAGGGGUUGUUUACACAGCAAUUGCAAUCACGAUACUCCGACACUAAUCUCAAACCUCAUGUUAAAAUUUUAUCUGAAUCACUGAUGCUAUUUUCAGGACUCUGUUAAGCCAAAUGGUAACAUUGUAAACGAGACAUGUAAAAAGACUGAGGGAUAUAUAAAUGGACCUGUUCUCUACAAGGUGUUACCGCUUGAGAUAGACCCGACUGGUCACAUUGAAGCAAAGGAAGACUCUGAAGGGUUCUUAGAGGACACGGUUGAAACUGACUCAGCAAGCGGAAACUUCUCUAGCACGAAGCCUGAUCCCACGCUCUCAGAAAGCUUCGAACAGAUAGAAGAACAUCUCCAACCUGUAAUGGAAGACAAAUCUGUGGCUGAUGCAUUUAAAUCCAUUUCUAUCGAGGACAUAGAUUACUUAUGUCGUUUGUUUGAAAGGGUGCAAGACUCUCCGAACGAUGUGGAAGAGCCCGGUCAAAUGUCCUCAGAAUGCCGCACGAUUUGGGAAUUUGCGAAAUGUCAACGCCAGGAAUCGGACGAAAAAUAUCGCCAUUCCCUCACAAGCUGUUACUACCUAGCCGCUGUGCUGGCCGAGGUCCCUACGUCAGUCCGUCAACUUUUCGACCAGACCACAGUCAACUUAUUCCCUCUGCUCAAAGACAUCCUUCUUGGAAGACCUCGAAAAGAUAUUGUAAUUAACGAUGACAUCUUGAAAUGCAAUAAGGCCAAGGCACUUCUAGAAAUGUUAGACAUUUGUACAAAAGAGUCUGUCGUCGUCGCAAUUCCUGCAUCUCAAAAACUGAUGGUGAAUGCCGUCUGGAUAGCCAUGCUGUAUGGUUGGCAUAGUCGUGAAGAACAGCAGUGACUCUCUGAUACAGAGUUUUAGCAGAACUUUGUCAUUCCACAUUGAAGAAAGUGUGUUUGGUGUGUGUUUAAAUUUUACAGCUGAUUCAAGAAAACUUAACAAUUGUUUGAUAUUGACAUUUUAUUUAAAUUCUAAAAUUGGUGAAGUUGUUGACGAUGCACUUUUAUGAACAACGCAAACUAAAUAAAUAAGGCUAGUUACAUGAACAGGCAUUUGUAUUGCGGUUGUGCAAUUGGGGAGCCGAGCAUGUCAUUCUAAAUUAUGUCAUUAUUUCUUGUCGCUGUUCUCUUAACAGUUUAUACCAAAUUGUUUCUAUCAAUACUCUUGUAUUCUGAAAGGUGGUAUAUCGUAGACUGAAGUUAAGUUAUCACCGUAACCAAAGUCUUUUAAGGAUUCAUGUUUCACUUCCAAAGCUGCAAUUAUGCAUCGGUAAGCUUUUUGACCCGCCAUAUAAAUUAAUAAGAUCAUUUUUAUUGAUCCACUCUGAAAAACAAAACAAAAGAAAUCUACAACAAUGUUUGCAUUAAAAUGCAGUGGAGUCGGACCAGGAUUCGAGUCCUGCUUUCACGAUCUGUAAACUUUUGCACUUAUCGAACUAAAUAACUGCAUCACUAGAAGUUCCCCGGCCCAGUCGCUCUAAAAGUGAAUCCAAACGAAAUCAAGGCGAGGUAACUGUAUAUAUGAAAAUAACAACAACAAUGGGACCCUCUAAUGGGUUUUUUCAGUAGAACAGGGAUCUAUAAUUACAAAAAAAUAGUGCAAUGAUCUCAAUACCCACCUUCGAAGAUGAUAAGAAAUAUUUGAUUUCCUUAAUGAACCUGUACUAGAGAGGUACGAAAACAAUUAUUUGUUAAUUUGUUUUUAUUUGAUCAUCACAGAGACUUUGGGUGUUUUAUGUAGAUAUAUUCAAUUGUUCAUCUAGUCCAUGCCUUCUUAUGAUAUUGUCAAAGGUUUGCCAUGUGUAACAUAGGAAUUGAGGAACGUUUUUAUAAAGGUGGUGAAUGUACUAGGGAGGUACUCGGACACUCUUUUGUCAUUUUUUUAUACUUAACCAUCACAAUUGUUUUGUUUGUAGAUGUAUAUAUAUAUAUACAUUAAAUAUGCAGCUAUUUGAUGUUUUUUCUCGAUAUUGUCAAAGGGUAACCAUGUGUAAACUUAAACUGAAGAACGUUGUUAUGACAUUUGUAUGGCUUGUUAUGACAGCUCCUUUUAAUAAAGCUUUUCUAUACUCUAAC
This is a messenger RNA of Mizuhopecten yessoensis (Yesso scallop), 2330 nucleotides long. RefSeq lists its product as uncharacterized. NCBI's taxonomy places the organism in Eukaryota, Metazoa, Mollusca, Bivalvia, Pectinida, Pectinidae. The coding region runs from base 589 to 1095 and encodes 168 amino acids. The transcript is spliced from 5 exons. The record is from RefSeq and is a predicted model, not a curated record.